CUCCUAGGCCAACUCUCUAGCUAUCCACGCUUCUCCACUCAUCUCUUCUCCGUUGCCAGUCUGACUCCUUUGCCCGAAGUAGAAAUUACCAGAUCCUAGCUUCGCGACCAAGUGCAGGGCGAACUUUUGAGCCAUCAACUAAGGUGUGUCUUCUCGUUAGUCAAGCUAAUUCAUGGAUGAUUCGCACUAGGGACUCACGCUGCCAUAGAGAACUCCACUUGCGCGCUCGUUGUCUUCGGUAAUUCGGUUCUGGCAUUACCACGCCAAGAUGUCUCGAGGGGAAGAUGCCGAUUUUGAAGUCCCUCUCGAGUUCAUCUGCCCUUUAUCGGAUCGCGUUAUGGCGGAGCCCGUGAUUAUCGCCUCUGGAUUGACGUACGAACGGGAGUUUAUCCAAGCCUGGUUCGACGCAGGUCACGUGAACUGCCCGCGGUCAGGAACGAAAGUUCGCCACACCGAUUAUUUCCCAAACGUCGCGCUGAAGGCCUUAAUCAUGGAGUGGUGCUCCAAGCACAACGUCCAACUAUCUUCAGGUCAGAAACGGGUCGACAGCCGGCCCAGCAACCAGGAUGUCCGACACGUGCUCUCUUUAUCUCAAGAUCGGGCCGGUUCGCCGACUCAAGUGAAGGGCCAUCGCAGGACUCGCUCCGCCGCUGAUUCCGCGUUCUUUGGGAGCCACAUGUUCCGCGCGGUCAGCGUGGACGGGGGGCAGAACGGCGAGAAUGGCGCGGGGAGCAGCGGCGCAAACGAGGCGGCGGCGUGUAACAGGCGGAAGACCCUCUCCGCGCUGUCCGCGCGGGAGCGGGAAGCUCCCGCUCGCGAAGCUGAUACUCGACCGCAGCGGCGCAGCCAGGAGUUUCAGCGACCGCCGAGAAUGAACGGGGGGGGCUCGUCCGCCGAUGGGGCACACGAGGGCCCUUGGGGAGGAUCCGGCGCGCAUCCGGGCCCGCGCUCGAGUUUAGACGGCGUAGGGCUUACACCGGCGCAGGCUUCGGGGUUAUUGGCCUCUAACGCGGCGGCCGUAGGGGCAGUACGACUAGACCCUGGCAGUCACGGCGUAGAGCGCGCGUUGACCACGCCGGUCGGCGGGGCGAAGCCGAUGCGGAAAGGGCCCACUGCGGCGGCGCAUCUGCGCCCGGAUCGCCGCCGCACCAUGAGCUGGGACGGCAGCAACGACCCCCUGGCUGCCGGCCGCCUGGACCCGUCCGUUGUGGCGGGCGCAGCUGUGUACGAUCGCGCAAUGUCGCCACAGCAGGGCCGCGAGCUGCAGCAGGCUCUGGACCCGCAGCGCCUGUCCCCACGCGGGGUCAGUUCGCUUGCAGCUCGCAGACAGCGCCAGCACUUGCUAUCCCCGUUACAAGCCUCGGGCCAGCCGUCGAAUCCUCUGGUGAUCCCUGACGGUGUGUCCUCCCCGCAACUGCCGCCACGCGCAGCGAAAAGCCCAUCAGGGGGUGGCGUUAGGGUUUCGGCGCGGGAGGGGGGAAUUGGUGGGCGGAGGUGUUCCCAAGAAGGGGCGAGUGGGGCCCACAGCAGGACAGGUAGCGGCGGGGCAGCGGCAGGGGCGGCAGGGGCAGGGGAAGCGAGUGUGGGAGGUGUGUCAGGGGCGGGUCAGGGGUCGGGACGGGGAACCUUGGGUUUAGCAGGAGUGGCUUCAGGGCUUGCGAGGGGAGGGCCUGCUAGUGUAGGCUCGCCCAAGCACAGGCUGUCUAAAGGAACAGGUGCCAGUGGCGGACGGAGCCCCGCUCUCUCCCCCUUGUCCUCUCAGGUUCACCAGCUGAUGCAGCAUGGGCCGAUUGGGCAGCAGCAGGGGGCGCUGACGCCGCCACCACGUGCAAUCACGACCGUUGAUGGGAUGGUGGAGGCGAUGGAUCGAGGGUCAGCGGAGCAGCGGGUGGAGGCAGUGGUGCAGCUGAGAGCGGCGGUGAAGGAGAGCUGUGAGAACAGGCAGCGGCUGCUGGAGCGCGAGGACGGCGUGCCCGUCCUCCUAGACUUCCUCGACGAAGCAGUUGCGGCCAUGGGGGGGGGCGGAGGGAGGGCGGCAGGGCGGGAGGGGCGGGGGCGAGGAGUGAUGGACCCUGGGCUGGUGGUGGACUGUGUGGUGGCGGUGGUGCUUCAGCUGUGCCAGUCGCGGGAUGGGGCAGCGGAGUUCAUUGAUGUGGGCGGCGUGCCGUCCCUCGUUGACGUGCUCUCGCAUGAUGGGGCAGUUUCCAGAGAAGACGCGGGGGUGGGAGCAGGAGCGUCAGCAGGGGUGGGAUUGGGCGUAUCGGGUAUGGUGAAGGGGAAUGCAGCUGCGGCACUGUUUGCCCUGGCCUCGUGGGAUGAUGUGAUGGAGGGAUCGGAGAACGGGACUGGCCACAACCGGAACAUCCACAAGGCUAAGAUUCAAGCUGCAGGGGCCAUCCCCCCCCUCGUUCGCCUGCUCACGAAUGAGACUGCGAGGUGCAGGAAGGAUGCGGGACUUGCCCUAUUUUCCCUCUCGCAGGACCUGUCGUGUGCGAAUGAGAUGGUGAGGGAAGGGGCUGUAAGCAUUCUGGUGGACCUCCUGGGGGAUAAGAGGCCAGGGGUUGAGGAGAAAGCCAUGGCUGUUCUGGCCAAUCUUGCAAGGACACGUGGCGGGCAAGAGGCACUUUUAGCAGUUGAAGGGACCCUUGUGAUAUCGGAUGUGCUGGAGAGCGAGUCUGAGAGGGCACGGGAGGAGGCGCUCUGGACAUUGCACCACCUGGUUACCACAGGGGUUGUGGCGCCCGCAGUGCUCCUGAAUGACGGAGCCCUGUUUCCUAUCGCAAAAAUGGCGUGCAAGAAAGGGGCCCUGGCAGAGGCCAAGGAGCUGCACCGGAUCUUGAUGACUGCACGGAAGGGUGGUAGUGACCAAUGACAUGCCAAGCGAAUUUUGAAUGGAUUUUAUUCGUCAAGAUCUAUGCUUGAUCUGGUUUGGGAGAAUGACACAUAUCGUUAGACAAAUUGAGUUUUUAGUAUACCGUCCUGUACCGUU
This is a messenger RNA of Closterium sp. NIES-67, 2989 nucleotides long. Lineage: Eukaryota; Viridiplantae; Streptophyta; Zygnematophyceae; Desmidiales; Closteriaceae. The record is from the annotation of a GenBank genome assembly.